This is a messenger RNA of Phymastichus coffea, 4295 nucleotides long. Its product is annotated as trichohyalin-like. Bases 206 to 3931 code for a protein of 1241 amino acids. The transcript has 8 exons. The record is from RefSeq and is a predicted model, not a curated record. Lineage: Eukaryota; Metazoa; Arthropoda; Insecta; Hymenoptera; Eulophidae.
ACUGUGCUUUUUUUUGUUGUUAAACAAAUACUCCGCUCCGCCGCUAAAAUAAGUGAAAUCAAUAUUUAAUUACGUGACUUUGAUGAUCUUAUCAAUUGUUAUCGAGCGCACAAACACAAAAAACUAAAGAUUACCUAAACUCGAUGUUCAGCGGAAGUCCGACGUCGCUUGCCAUUGUUUCGUCCUGCUGCUCGGAGUAACAAGGAUGUCGGAGCCGGUAAACGAGGAGGUGCUCCAGCCGUCAAUGGAGGUGGUUAACGAAGAAGCUGCAGAGCAGGUCGUUGAAAGCAAGACCACCGAAGAACAUCAGCCGCAAAAGGAGAAGGUUGAGAUUGAACAGGAAAAAGAGGAAUCUUCUUCAGAGUGUCAGAAGGUAGAACAGCAUCCGGUAAGCGAAACGAGUGAGAGUCAAAGUCAAGAGGAACAGCAAAAACAAACACAGGAUGAAGGAGAGCAAGAAGAGCAGCCAGAGAAGACAUUGGAUGACUCUCAAGAUACAGUCAAGAUGCCUAUUACAGAUUCCCCAGAAAGGGCAUUAGAAGAUGAGGAAAUGCCUUCUAUGGUAACUAUUUCGAGUACAUCGAGGGUAGAUGAUUCAGUGUCUUACAAUAAGCAAAAUGAUGAAUCUAAGUUUGUUGAUGUGGGAGGCAAUAGUCCAAAACAAACAGUUAGACAAGAAAAAGAUAGUGACAGCGAUAGUGUUUGUGUUAUUGAUGAUGAUGAUGAUUAUGAGGAGCAAAAUGAUUAUGAUGACAAUGAAGAAGACGAUCAAAACAAUCAUGGAAGGAUUAGACACAAUGAUGAAGAUGAAGAAGAGUCUUAUGAAGAGUUUGAAGGUAGCAGUACAGAAUACAGUGAUGAAAGUGAAGGUGAUGAAGAUCAUUAUAAUGAAAAAUAUAAUAGAAGGUAUCAAAAAAAUGAUAGGAGAGAUGUAGAAGAAGAUGUUGAGGAUGAAGAUGAUGAAGAAGACGGCGAGAAUGAUGAUGAUUAUAAUGAUGAUCAAGAUUUUGGUGGUGGUGGUUCAGAUGAUGCAAUUUUGAGGCCUAAUAAUAAUGGGCUUUCAAAGCAGCAAAAAGAGCGCAGUUCCUCGCUUCAAGAUUUAAGUCUUAUGGAAGGAUCAUCAUUAAAAAACAGGCAUAAUGUUAAUCCAUUUAGUCAAAAAGCUAUAUUUGAAAGAAACCAAGGUAAGCGAAAACCGUAUGCUCAUGUUCAAAGCAAAGUUAAAAAAUAUAUCGACGAUCUAGCGGAGCAAAGACGAAUAUCUAAUGAAAGGCGUAAAAAAUCUAUUGAUGAAGCACGCAAUAGAAAUUACCAACCUACAGAAAUUCAAAUUCAAAGAAGCGAAGAAGUAGUGUUGGCAUGUCAGACAAUGAAGAAUUACACAGAAAAAACACUGAAAGAGGUUGCAGAGAGUGAAGAAAAUGAAAAAAUAACAUUUUUACAGCAAGGAGUUGAAAAUGGUGAAAUAUCACUGAUUCCUAGGCAACUAGUAUCCUGUAACAGUAUAGAGAUAGCAAAUAAAGCUCAAGAGAUGGAAAUUGAUCUGAUUGAAGAUGAAGACAAGAAAAGACCUUCGUUCAACGGAACUGCGCCGAAAGAAAAUCAAAACAAUUUUAUGACCGAACGAAAAGGUAUACUACGACGUGAGAGUGGUCCUCUAAAAUCAUCAAUUUUGAACGGUGAAGAUCCGCUAAGUUUCCAACCUAUCGACAAUCUACGAACGCUGUCGUAUGACGAGUAUAUGAGAGGCUCCGUUAAUGAAACGGAUGAAGUAGUUGUCAACAGGAUAGAGAUCACUGAUGUCCAGAGUAUACCAGUACAAAAUGUUGAAAUCGAAGACGACAGUGGACUCCGAAUAGAAAGCGUUGUAAGCAACUACAGUACUGAAAAAAGUAUCGAUGACUUUCAGAAUAGAAAAACCCCAAUAAUGGUGAAUCAGUCAACAGAAACUUUCUAUCGGGAAAAUUCAGAGAUACAUAAUCUCAGAUUACAGCUCAAUCAUCGAAAUCAGCAAUUUAAGAAUUUACGCGAAGCUUAUCAAAAAACAAUGUCCGACAAUUUGGCUAUGAGAAUGGAACUGGAAAAUCUUCGUAAAACUGUCGCCUAUUAUCAAGAGCAACAAAAGACUCUCCAAGUUGAAACAAAAGUAUCUGCUGUUCAAACAGAAAAGUCGACCAAUACUCAUGAUAUGCCUUUGAUUGAAUUCGAGGACAAUGACCCAAAGUUAGGUGUCUCGACAGUAAGUACUCAAUGGUCGGACAGUACAGGCAGUGUAGCGGCGAUUUCGAUGGAUCCUCCGAAUGUGACAACUGCAUUGAAUUCAGACGAAAGCUGCCAACCAUCGAAAACACCAAUCCACAAAAGAAACGCUUUGUCGCGAGCUUUCAUGACCUCUACGAAGAUUUUACAAACUCUUUCGAGUAUUACCUAUGGUAAAAUCAAAGUUGAUAAGUCUGGGAAGCCUUCAAAGGUCAACGAAAUAGCGAAACCGAGUAAACCUCCGCCUGGUCCAUCAAGCUCGAAAAAACGAAAAGCCAGUGAUACGAUGGAUGGCUCUACACAGCCCACGAAGAUACCUCAUUUGUCAAAGUCAACCGAUCAAGAAGAAAAUGCAUCGAUCACUUCCGAGCCGCCAUUCGUGAAUCCAAAUACAAUAGGGCAGGAAAGCGCUAAUGCUAAUACAAAAAAAAAUGCUGACGAGCAGCAAGUAGAAGAAUCUACAUCGGAUGACGAUGUUAAAGUGUAUGUCUAUCCAGAAGACGAAGAAGGUCGUCAGCAUAGUUUUUUGAUUCAAGCAAAGGAAGUGUCAGAUAAUCCAAAACCAGGAGUCCGCGAAUGUGGCCCUUACCUUCUCGGUAAUGUCGAGGUAUAUAUGACAGAGGUGAACGGUACGAUAAAUAUCUGGGGCAAAGAACUCAGCCAAACAAGUCAAACAAGUCAGGCAACUGUAACUACUGAGGAUUUCGACACCACUGCUCGUUCAAGAGAACUUCAGCAAAAUCUCCGUUGGCAAAGUACCCCAAGAAUAUUCAACAAAAACGAGGGUCUUUCAGCGUCAACGAGCAAAAAAUCCCGUUUACUUCCGAGGUAUGCUCAGCCAUCACAAGAAUCUCAGUGCGAGCACAAUCAGAGACUGUCUUGUCUAUCGUGUCAUGAACACCAACAUCAUCAUCAUCAACAAUAUCAUCAACAUCAACAUUCAUGCUGCAGUCCACCGAUUAUACGAGUCGAAGCGCCGUGUGGGUGCAUUCAGGAACAGAAAAAAAUACCAGAUUGUUGUAAAGCGAAGUCGAUGCCGAAUAUAAAUCAGAACUGUUGCUGUAACGGUUACAAGCCACUUGCACGACGACACUCGUUUAAUCCUACUGACGAAGAGGACUCCGAUGAAGAUGAUGUUAAUCGCACUUUAAUAUCCGAUAACUGCACCCCACAUUCCUUAAGUAAGACUAAGACGGUGCAUCAAUGUUCUUCUGAACCGAGAAGUAGUGGUGGCAGCCCUAGUGAUCCUUCUAAUUCAUGCGAGAACGAGAGCGAUCCUUUGAUCGGAUCGAGGCAAGUCUUAGAUGGAUUUGAGGGACCCGAGAAGAAGAGAAAAAAGAAAGUACGUGGGCUCCUAAUGGAUUUAUUGAAAAAAGGUUGCGUUGGAGAUUGCCGAACUCCUAAUCCGCUUGAUAAGACAAACUUGCAUCAUACCACUUCAAUAUACGAGCCCAGCACUUCAGCACAGCACAGAGCUUCAUGUUUACCAAGUCAACCUCCUCAUUCACACCAUUCUAAUGAAAGGUGUUCAUCUUGCUGUAAACCUGAUAAGACAAGCCAAAUUGAGGCUCAAAUGGAACGUUUCCGCGAAGAGAUGGAUAAAUUACGUAGCCAAUCUGAUACAUUAGCCGGCAUGAUACAGGCGCUAAAGAGCGCGGAUAUUAUAAAUUAAAACUAUUAAAAGAAAAAAGUAAUGAUAUGCUUUAUAUACGUGAACGUUUUGUGUAAAUAGUUGACAUAAAAGGUACUUUUCAGUUUUUUCGAUGUUAUCUCCAACGAUCUGUGCGUUUGGAUUGUACGACUACUUUUGUUCCUUUUUUUCUUCUCUUCUUUUCUCACGUAUUUUCAUUUAUAUUUUUUGUUUUAGCGCGGCUAAUUUUACGGAAUCGUGAAUCGAUCGAUAAUUCGAGCGGCUUUGUAAAAGCUCACGAUAGACGUACAUUUUUUAAGUAUCUAUAUAGUAAUGUAAUAAAAGAGAUGAAUUAUGUACACUCAUUUUUUUAUUCCAUUAAAAGCCAAAUAAACAUUUUUUUCUU